AUGUAUCUAUCUAUAUAUCUAUCUUUCUGGCAGUUCGUCUUCAUUCCGUACAAAGCUUACAAAUCCGCCUCUCGCUCCAAAACUUUCGAAUCUUCCAGCCAGACUUCCCGUCUAAAACCAGAUGAAAGCAGGAGUACUAGGACAAAGUCAUCCUUCCCAUAAAUGCGGAAGAAGGUUAUAACUCACCACAACAAAUGUGCCCCAAUAUCCUGAACCUCACUCAGCUUGAGAGUGCCCCUUCCCAAGAAUGAGCGGGGACGGACGGAGGGACGGAGGCACCAACAAACUGCAGUAACGACAUCAAAUCAUUUUCAUCGUCUCAUUUCGUCGUCGAGAGUUCUGAUUCCUCUCACAUUUUGUCUGGACUUGGUUCAUCUCAGCGUCCCUUUUCAGUAUCGUUCCGUCUCUCUUGGGAGGAGGCCUCUUCUUCUUCUCGACGUUCAUGUUCUCGUCCUCGGCGUGGCGUUGUUUUUUUCCGUUUUCUUCCUCUUAUUCUUUCUUUACUACUAUCACUACUACUGCGACUACUACACUACUACUACAACUACUAUAACUAGUACUCCCAAGAGGGCUCUGGCAAUGACAUUGCUACAGCAGGAUUUUCCUCUCCACAAUCCCGGUGGUAGGCUUGUGGUGGCGUGCACCCCCUCCUCGUGUCGAACAGUGUUCCAAUGAGGACCCACUCAAUGAAGAGAGUGAGUGGUACGGACCAUAGCCACAUAGCCAAGCAUGCUGCUUCACGAACGAGAAUACUACUUCUUAAACUUGGCUAACAGGGUCUAACUCAGAUGUGCUAGUUCCAUGUGGACCCAAGUGAAGAGUGGUCCUGGAAAGGACUGUAUUGUUGAAUUUCUGUAUGUCUGUGAUACGUUUCCCGCCUGACGAGCACUGAUGACUUCUUCCAAGCCAGUCGACAUCUUGGACAUGUCAUUUGUCAUUUGUCUAACUCACGUCCGUGAUCCACAUGUCAAGCGAGAGACUUAAAUCCGGAGCAGCCUAUUUACCCAGAGCUGUUGGUGCUGGAGAAGAAGGCUCCGGAGAAGGGGACAAAACAGAGGGCUUGUUGAGACUAAGGAAUCUCCGGGAUUACUGGCGCCCACGUCCCUGAGAAUAUCCUUAUGGCCACGGGUCUGCUACCUCCUGGGCUCAUGUUGGACUCCAAAAGUGACAGUGAGGAACACUCGAGCCUUUGCAAAGUGGUCACCGAUUGGCUACUCUUCUACAUGACAGCCUUUUUCGUUCUUCUCACCAUCUUCUCGAUUUUGUCUUUAAUAUUCUUGGUUCCGUUUUUCAUCGAUCCGGCAUGGUCGACCCUUCAGGCGGAUUUUGAGCCCCAGGGGAUACUCUGCACAACCAUAUCGGCUGAGUAUAAAGAAGGCAAGUCCAAUUGUGAUUGGUCCUCCUGCGAAGAAGGUUGCACAAAGACCAUUUACACCUGCUGGCAGAUUCUUGUGGAGUACGAGAACAUUUCGUCUUCUCACAUUGGGACCUCGGAGGGCGAAGAAAUUCUCAGUUCCUUGGAUCUCUCUCACCAGCCAUCUAUUGGAGUGGGGAAACUUUUCCCGAACAUUAAGGGCUGUGGUUAUCCUCCCAACACGAUUUGCACGGAUUUCGUGGACAAAUACAAGCAGGAAGGUACCAGGUUCACUUGUUACGUGUCGAAGAAGAUGCCGGAUGUGGUUCUAGUGGACUUGGAUCUGGACCAUGUGCGAUUAGAGCUCUUCUAUUGCCUGGCUGUUCCCAUUCCUUGCCUUUUCAUAUCUGUGGUAUAUCUUGUCGUUGCCUACUUCUACAUUUACAAUGAUUCGCCCGUGGAUAGAACCAACACGUACCAUCCCAUGGCCAUGUUGUCCUCGGCAGCCACUAUGACGGCCCUCAUUGAUGUUGGCUCAAAAGACAUGAAUGAGCACGAGAGACAGAGGAAACGGCUUUUGCUGCAGGCACAGAGAGCCAAGCUUUUGGCUCAGGGUCGAAAUCCUGGAACCACUGGACUUAUGAUUCGGUCGGCAAUGCUCUCGAGUGCCACAUCCGCGGUGUCAUUGAGUGAUGGGCUCCAUCUCGGGAAGGCACCCGCUUUGUCCAUCCCACUCAAAGAGGCGGCCACGAAGCUCAAUGAUCAAAAACUUAACGAAAUGGUGUGUGACAUUGAUCAUUUGGAGAAAGUCAAAAAGGACCGACAAGAGUACAGUAAGGACCGCCAAGAAGUUUUCCAUUACUACCAUUAUUAUAACAUGUACUGACCAACCUUGAAGAAUAUUUUGGAACGUGAUUUUAUACAAAUAAAUUGUUAGGUGAUGAAAUUACCUCGUUUCAUGAAAAUCCUCAAAUGGAAAGUGUCAAGGAAGCCAAACAUCAGUUUGGACCCUUUUCCUAAAAAAUUUGCACAUCACGCUUAUUCCUGACAAUCAAUUACAAAAUCUAUUA
This is a messenger RNA of Tigriopus californicus, 2424 nucleotides long. Its product is annotated as protein tipE-like. Bases 1119 to 2240 code for a protein of 373 amino acids. Gene Ontology annotation, molecular function: sodium channel regulator activity. NCBI's taxonomy places the organism in Eukaryota, Metazoa, Arthropoda, Copepoda, Harpacticoida, Harpacticidae. The record is from RefSeq and is a predicted model, not a curated record. The transcript is spliced from 6 exons. Gene Ontology annotation, biological process: regulation of sodium ion transport.